Xylona heveae TC161 is the source of this 4194-nucleotide messenger RNA. RefSeq lists its product as hypothetical. Lineage: Eukaryota; Fungi; Ascomycota; Xylonomycetes; Xylonales; Xylonaceae. The record is from RefSeq and is a predicted model, not a curated record. Gene Ontology annotation, cellular component: mediator complex. Gene Ontology annotation, biological process: regulation of transcription by RNA polymerase II. The transcript has 11 exons. Bases 1 to 4194 code for a protein of 1397 amino acids. Gene Ontology annotation, molecular function: transcription coregulator activity.
AUGAAAUCAACGAGGCGGGCCGGCAAGGGCACGGUUGCAGAUGAAAGGACACCGCAACAGGGACGCAGUGACGGAACUCGGACUACUGAAGAUGAUUAUCCUUCACCACCCUUGAUGCCAAGUAGGCCAGGAAGCUAUCAUCAUCUCAACUUUCCUUUGCAAAACGGAACCCGUGGACCGGCCAAAAUCGCGCCAGCUAAAGACCCAAGCUGGAUGAGACCGUAUAUCCUCGAACCGCCUGCUGAAGCCACCAAGCUAUCAUCAGAACGAACCGCGGAUAUUUUCCCAUGGGCGGGAAAUCACCCAGAAGAUGUUCUUUCGGACCAGGCCACAAAACAAGGCUAUUAUGACAAGGUCUCGAUUUCGCAGAAUGAGACGGGUACUGGCCGGACAUCGUUAUGGCCGAUUAUAAAACACAAAUCUGGUCUGCAGAUUUUGUCGUCAUUAUUUGUUUCAGUCCUUGAGCAACGACAGUCAAGGGGCCGAAUAGCAUCUGCAUCAACUUUCAAACCACCUCCACGAGUCACAUUGACGGAUGCUAAACGGGAAGCAUGGCUGCGUGAUCUCGCAAAUCCCUCCGUUCCCCUUCGUCGACUCAGUCGCACAAUUCCUCACGGUAUCAGAGGCCGAAUGCUCCUUGACCAGUGUCUGAGUAAAGGCAUCCCCACUGCAAGGGCGGUUUGGCUGAUAAAGUGCGUUGGCGCCAAUGAAAUCCGGGCGUUUAAGAGGAAAGGGGUCAAUGGUGCUUUUGUGAUGGGCGGCGAAUCUAAAUACUUCAGAGAUUGGACCGUUUUGGUGGAACAAUUCAUGGACAGUCUUAUUGCAGAAUGCGCAACUCCCGGAUGGAAAGACAAGGCGACGUACACAAUACGCCUUUGCGCUCACCUCUACACUGAGUGCCUUCUUGAUAGGAGUCAUUAUUUUGACUGGCUUCUGAAGUCGCUGGAGAUCUGUACUUUAGAUGCACUUCCUAUUUGGCUGCUCAUUAUACAGAUUUUCUGGGAUGAUCUCGUCCGCUCACGAAAGUUUGCAAAGCGUCUUGGCGAAGCACUGCUCUGUAAAUUAAGCCAGGACUCGUCAGCGGUCGACGAAAAUAUUCUUGCUCCAGUCUUGAACCUUGUAUCUCAGUUGGUAUUAAAAUUAUUGACGGAUUGGAGUCGUUGCUUCAUCAUGCCCACUAAAUGGUCGGAGUACCGGACAACCUUGCUUUCGUGCAUUGAACGAGCCGAAUUCGGUGCCCCCAAAUUGCAUUCAACCUUUCGAAACCUAGAUGAGAGAAACCAACGGCUUUUGUUGGAUGGCUCGUUGCGAGACAAUGUUGCUGCGAAUUCCAUUCCCAGGAAGCUCAUUCAAUUCCUCGACUCGCUGAGCCCGAAUUUUGCAGUCGAAGAGAUCACGCCUCUGUGCCUCAAUAUCGCUCAGGAUCCGAGACAGGCUAUAAAUAUUCUCCUAAAGUGGGCAUCGACUCCUUAUAGAGAGGAGUUAUAUCAUUUGUUCAUUGCCGUGCGGGUUUUGCGACAAUUGCAUGGUAAUGGGAUAGACAUCGAUAGCGCAAUCCUGGAUUUUCUAGCGCAGAGUCGCACUCUCCAUGAGCUGCGGAAGCAAGACGUCUUUCAAAUCAUAUCGGAGCUCGUGAGCUCUAGAGACUUUUCUGUGGGCCGGUACCUACAGUGGAUAAUUGCGCGUGGCGGUCUCCUUACCUAUCAGGCUAUAAAUGAUAAUGCCCCUUGCGAUGUUCGACUUCUCGCAGAGUUGCCAACGAAUGACUUACCAGCGCAUCUCAUCAACCUCAGACAAAUGCUGCUUGCUGGAUCUGAAUGUGAUGUCUGCAAGGAGCAACACAUUCUAGCAGAGGCGAAAAGCUCUAUUUCCGCACUGAUUUCCCGUCUUGCGGAGGACGAUUCCUCCAUGGGAGCUACUCAACUUAUUGGACACCCUGACUUCGCAAGUCUCAGUAGAGGCAUGAAAGCUGAGCUGGGAAACUGGCUACGGCAGAUGCUUGCGGCGCAAGUCACUGAAACAGAUGCAAUCAUUGUUGAUAACAAUUGGACUGACGUGGUCAACCAAAAAAUCACAUCAGAAAUCACAUUUCCCCAAUUCUCAACCGUCAGGACGAUAUUAGAAGUGUUCAAUGAAUUUUCCACACUGGCGGAUGUGCUGAAGAUCGUCUCCAUCUCAGAAGACCCCACUGUCCUAGCAUCCGUGGCCGACACGAUCAAUUACCAUUUCAAAGUUUUUGGCGCCCUUGGCGUGCUAGGAUCUCUUUACGAAAGUCUUGUAGAUCGCUAUCGUCUACUGCGAGGCCUCGGCUCACAAUAUCUGAUUUUACUCGCUUCUCUGCUCGAGAUCAUGCCCAAUGUUCCUGAAGAGGUCAAUUGUGCUUCUUUUCUGUUGCUGGAGCGAUCAUUACUGGACCAGAAGUUCCAAGCGAACGCAUCUUCUCCCGUCUCUGAUCACGCUGCAGAUAUGCUCCAGGCUGGCAACUAUGAGGGGCUCGUCGAGGUCGAUCGACUUCUUACCAACGGAAGUAAUAUAGACAAGCUUACUUUCGCCCGCCUCUUCGCAGCUCUCAUUCAAGAAGUGGAGUUGUCUUGGGCAAAACCUAACAAUCCGGGUGAAAGGUGUGCGCGGUCUUUGACGACAUUGCGGCGUUUUGAUUCUUGUCAUUUCGAUGAAAUGAUUGAAGAGUGGCUGGAUGGAUUGCUCCUUUCACGAACGCGACCGGAUCUAAAUGGCAUUCUCCCUGCCCUGAUAGGGGCUGGUUGUUUCUCUCUUUCCACAGUCAUAGUCGCUGCGCGGAAGCGCAUUGAGGAAGUAGCUUGCGAACCCAAUGUGGCAUUCAUUCCAGCCAAAAUCGCUCUAGAAACGAUAUCACUUUUGCUUCAACAGCCAGACACAUCGACAUUUUUCUAUAGCUUCAAUCUCUAUCGAUUUCUUCUCGAGCAGCGUCACUUUGUUGAUGAGCAUGCGGCAGACAUAUUGCACUUUUUUGAAGUCACUGUUCAUUUCGGUCUCAACAACGACAAGCAAGAGAUAUUUCAUGCUGCGGAAACUCCGCCAUUUGAGUCAUUGUUCUCGGUGUUCAUGAGAAGGACAUUGUUGGCUCAUCAGGAGGAUUUUCGUCGAUGUGCUAUUGCAGAAUCAACUCUGAGUCAAACGCAGCUCGCUUCCUAUCUCGAUCAAGCGCUCAACAUCUUGUUUGUUUCAUGUCAUUCUAGUGAUCUGUCCGGCAUUGACUUGGAGAGUCAGCUCCAGAGCAUAAGUCAGAUGGUUGACCCAUUCAACCUCCCAUUUUGCCAGCUUAAACUUCUAGUUGCCUUGCGCUCUGUCGACUUAUCAGCAGAAUCAGGAUGUGCUCCAGAGUACUUAGUUCGACACUUCCUUGAUUCCAUAGGCUCAGAUAAUCAGCGAGAUUCAGCGCUAUGGGCGGAUCUAUUAUCUGGGCUCUCUGAUGCACUCGUCACAGAAGUCCGCGAACAGGCAUUGAAAGAAAUGCUGUCCACGAUUCCGUCUUCCACUGACUUGGAGGGCCACUCGUCCUUCAAGUCACCGUGUUCAGAAGAAAAGUUUGAGAUGUUUUUGGGUUUAAUCAAGGCAACUAUGAUGAAUGCUAUCGAAGGUGGAACCCAAACAUUCUUGAAUUUACUCAUUGAAAAAUUCGGCGCAACACUUCAAAGACUUCAAUCUUCAGAUCUUAUUUCGGACGUCGAUGCGAGCAAGGAGAAGAUUUCAAAUGGAAACUGGCACUUUCUAGGCGAUUUGCGUCGCUGGAUCAUCACUCUUCUUCGGCUGGUACUGAUUCACCAUGGGUCAUUCCGAAAUGAAAAGGUUACAGCAGUGGACAAUACCCGUCUUGCCAUAUGCAUGGCUUCUCUGCUCAUAGACGACGUCUUGCAGCAGGACGCAGAGUUGCUUCAAUUUCUUUUUGACGUUUUAGCCACACUUGUUGACGAGCUCUCCGAUGACGCACGCAUUAAUUGUAUCAAAUUCUUCCAGUCUCAAAUCAGCGACUGGAGGCUCCAAUACCUUUUUGACUACCAUGCAGGCCCAAAUGCAUGGCUACAUGCUUCGUCCAAAGGAAAACUUAUUCCAUACCCACUUCGCCCUUGGGAAAUGCUGGCAGAACCCACCCCAAAUGUCGGCGAUAAUGACGCCAGUCUGAAUCUGACCGCAUUUCAGGCGAGAAAAAUUUAA